Molecule: messenger RNA, 1149 nt
Organism: Brugia malayi
Lineage: Eukaryota; Metazoa; Nematoda; Chromadorea; Rhabditida; Onchocercidae
Gene: Bma-sek-1
Exons: 10
Coding region: 1-1149 (382 amino acids)
Biological process (GO): protein phosphorylation; stress-activated MAPK cascade
Molecular function (GO): ATP binding; MAP kinase kinase activity
Source: RefSeq, a predicted model, not a curated record
AUGCCGAACCGUUUUUCUAGUAAAAGUAAACUGGGACGUCUCACAAUGCCUGAACCUGAAAGUCCACCAAAUCUCGAUCUUGACGAUAAAUGCAUGAUGAAGUUUUCGGAAGAUGGUGACGAGGUUCAAGUACGAGCUCAAGACUUAGAGAAGAUUGAAGAACUUGGAAGGGGAGCAUAUGGGGUUGUUGAAAAAAUGCGUCACUGUCAAACGAAUACUGUUAUAGCUGUUAAGCGUAUUCAUUCUCAAAUAAAUGAUGAAAGUCAGAAACGAAUGCUUGUGGAAUUACAAGCUUGCAUGAAAAGCGAUUGCUGUCCACAGAUGGUGCGUUUUUACGGAGCAAUGUUUCGUGAAGGCGAUGUAUGGAUUUGCAUGGAAGUAAUGGAUACAUCAUUGGAUAAAUUUUAUCGAAUGUGUUUCGAUUCAGGUGGUCCUCUGCCAGAAAUGUUCAUAGCUAAAUGUGCUCUUUCGGUUGUUGAGGGACUGAAUUUUAUGAAGGAGCAAAUGAAUCUAAUACAUCGGGACGUUAAGCCAUCAAAUAUACUGCUCAAUAAGCAAGGAGCAGUGAAAAUUUGUGAUUUUGGCAUUUCAGGUCAUUUGACAAAUUCAGUUGCAAAAACAGUGAAUGCAGGGUGCAAACCUUACAUGCCACCGGAAAGAAUUGAAGGUGAAAAGAAGGUUGCUUAUGAUGUUCGAGCUGAUGUGUGGAGUUUGGGUAUUACGCUGGUGGAAAUAGCCUCAGGAUCCCAUCCGUAUUCCAAAUGGAAAACGCCAUUUGAACAAUUGAAACAGGUUGUUCAUGAACCAGCACCAAGAUUGUCUCACAGUUUGGGAUUCGGCGAUAAUUUUCAGGAUUUUGUUGCUCAGUGCCUGACAAAAGAUUACAACAACAGGCCGAAAUAUCCAGAUCUGUUGGUUCAUAGAUUCCUGGAUGACGCUCGUAAUGAUCAUAAAUUUUCAAUGGGAGCCUUCGUCCAAAACAUUUUGGGUGUAGCAGAACGCGAACGCGAAUCCGUUCUUCAGAAUUUUAAUACUGAGACGCCAGUUCCAAAACUCAAUAUGUCACUUGGGCGGUUCAAAACCAUUAGGCCAAAAGCAUUUGGCCUAUUUAGCCAAAGGACCUCAUUAAGCAACCAGUUUCUCUUCUAA